Messenger RNA from Struthio camelus australis, 6404 nucleotides. Lineage: Eukaryota; Metazoa; Chordata; Aves; Struthioniformes; Struthionidae. The record is from RefSeq and is a predicted model, not a curated record.
UAUUCUCUUAUCUGAUUAGUUUUAGUUAACAUAUGUGAAUGUGGGUAUUUGCUGACCUGUUGUGAAAUACAAGUCUUUUUUUUUUUUUUUUUUUUGCUGCUUCAGACUUGUAUGCCUUUCUAAAGCGUUAAUAGUUUGCUCCAAAAAAAGCACAGGUAAAUGUAGGCAAGGUGUUUCACCCUCAUACAGACGUUUCACACAGACAUGCAGAAACAGUGUCUUAAUAAAUCGGAUAUGGCUGUAAUAUGGUUGCUUGUUCACCAAAAUGCGUUUAUCAACAAUAGAACGGUGAAAAAAGUUAGAGCAAGGUUCCCGUUAUGCUUUUGGCUCACACUACUUAUUAAAAAUACCUAUAAGCGUGGAAAAUGUUUUCAAAGACACAGCCUUACUUUCUGAAACACGUUUAGCAAAUCCUGCUCCCAAAGCAAAGCACCAUGCGUUCUUAUAACGUUAUGUCUAUUUAAGUUCCCACUUAACUGCGAGCAAAUAACACAAGAUUCUGAGCUGUUUUAAAGGAGAAUUUUUCUCCCAUCCCGUACAGUAAGACCAUAUACCUAUCGAUACAAAUGCCAAAUAACUGUGGUACUCAUCUGUACAGACUCAAGCUCUAGGGUUCUGUGAAGUUUGCUUGGAGGUCUAUGAGCCAACUACGUAUAUAGAAAAUAUGAUAAAAGAUAACCAUACUCCAAGUUGUAACGAUACAUUUUAAUUGCUGUUUGAAGUCCGGUAAGAUCUAGUUAUUUAAUUGUACAAUACAUAUAACAAGAAAUGUGCCCAUAUUGUAUUUAAGUAUUUAUCCAUAUUUACUUAGCAAACUGACUCAGUUAUACAUCUGUGACUCCUAUUGCUUUUCAUUUUGUAUCAUCAUUAUUUUUCCUGCCAUGUAGCUUUGUAAGAUAUUUUUAAUGCUCAUAUUAUGUUGCGUAGAUAUUGAAAAUACACAAUUUGGGGGCCUAUACCAUGUUGGGGAUGUUUUGUUACGUAUUUAAGCUAUUCAAAACUUGGACCACGAGCUCACUUAGUAGAGGUCCAAAUCGAAAGGCAUGCCACAAACAGACAUAGGACAGCUACAGUUCCAAAAAUAACGCAUCUUUGUACGCGCUCACUGUCUAGCUCACUGCUUGAUACUGCGCAAGAUCACUUACUACUUGGGCCUGGCUUAUUUUUACCUUAAUGCUAAUUUGCAUUAAAUGGGUAGUUAAAUCUACAGUAAAUUCUUCACAGGUUUCAUAUCCUUAGCAACUAAGCAUGCUGUAGUUGCAGCAAAGAAGGGAAAUGACGAUGCCAAGUGCCGUGGCUCCCACGCUUUCCUUGAGCAGCCCUGUGCUAGGAAAGUGCCCAGAACCCGCGGCAGAGCAGAUACCGGAAAUUCUGGCUGGUAGGUUCCGACCAGAAAGACAGAACAAAAUCUGUCGUUUAAUGAGUAUUUCAUUAGGUACUAAGCAUUAAAGAAGCAUGCACACUAGAACAUGCUGCUGAAUAUGAUACAGACCAAUAACUGAUGGAUGUUAGGUUUUCUGUGAAUGAAAUGGAAAUAAAUGUAAUGGAUUAUUUUUGUGGAAUGACGGUUUUUGUUUUUGACUGGGACUUCACUAAGGUAUACUGCAUGUUGUUCUUUAUUCUUUGAUAAAGUUUAGUGCUGGGAGUACUUCAUAUGUAGCAAUUGCAAUUUGAAUGUGGCCAUUGUUGUCAAAUGUUGCAAUAUACAAUAUAUAAGUUGCAACUUCCACUCUUUCUCAUUUUUUAAAACAUUUGCCUUAUUAAGUUGCAGUUUUCCAUUCUCGCUUUCUCCUUGAAGCUGGCUUGUUGCAUCCUCAGACAGCCUGAACAAAGCUCCUUCAUUGUAUUUCUGCAUUAGAAGACCUGGAGGAAUAUAAACACAUGUGCAGGAGUUCCUCAGCAGAGUUUAAAGGGAAGUAUGACCCCCUGUGGAAACACGACACUUUGUUUUGAGCUUAUUGUCAGCAGUAGUGACUUAAACAUUAAGUGGAAGCAAAUUAUCCACUCUAAAACUGGAGGGAAUGAAAACUUGAUUGGAUCUAGAGGAAAGCGUACUGCCUUCUGGAAAGAAUAGGGAGGUAAGUUAUAUUUAUUUGACUGGCUUCAUUGUUAUUCUUACGCUUACAUGAGGUUAAUUGCUCUUUUAUUUGCAAAAUGUGGAACAGCCGUAGUCUUACAGUGGCUACAUUCUCUUCCGAAGUUGCUUUGUGAUGGGAAAUUUAAUGGGAAAGGUAUGCUAGAUUAAAUCUUGAUUUUUUAAAGGGCUCCCAUAGCAGCAUAGGGUUUUGCAACUUCAGGGCCAUGCUGAGAAACUGUUAUAUAUCACGUGGAAAUUAAGAAAAAGCAGGAAAGAAAGACUCUUCAGAUGCUAUUUGCAGCAGCUAAUACAAAAUAGUAAGUUCAUAUAGAUAUAUUUUGUCAAAUAUUUUCUGCCACUGGUAUUUAUUGUGGCAUUCCCUUGUUUUGCUUUAUAGAUUAUUGUAAUGCUAGCACAUCAAAAGGUAAGAUUUUUCGUGAUGACUGCUGCAUUACAGAACGUAAAUAAAAGUUAUUAUGAAUAAACAGCACCUUUUAGACCACCACUGCAAGAAAAUCUGUGCUGUUUUUUAUUUCAAUCUUGCACAUCUGCGUGAAUCUUAAAAAAAACAAACAAACAAACUUUUUUUUCUUAAGAUAUGUACAAAACUGUUUACUAGAAAGGAACUCUAAUCCUUGGUAAUUAUUACCAAAUUUAAUAAUUAAUAUGUCCACUUGAACUAAUGAUAGGAUGAGGCUCAUAUAACUAGUGAAAGAAAGUGCAUAUGAAGUGAGAGUUGCAGAACAAAGGCUAUGCUUUCAGGCUAAGAGCAAAUUUGGAGAAAAACAUUUUAUUAGGUUAAAAUAAUUCCUUGCAUUUCCCAAUCCUAGUAUUACCAAAACUAAACAAAGUGGGAUUGCUCUUCUAACCUCAGACACUCCUACCUUUAUGAGUCUGUAUAUAUGCAGGAAGCAUACAUUACUUGCUAUAAUGUAUUGUUUGUAAAUUUCUCAUUGUCCUAUUGUUGUAAUAAAUGUCGUGAUGACUAUCUGUACUGCUCCCAGAGUGUUUAUCGUUUCCUCUAUUGCUAAUAGCUAAAGAUCAGCCAAGAAGAACUUCAGCUUUCCACUGCUAAGGAAUUGCAUGGAUUUCUCCUUUCAAUCUAAAGGAACGUCUUAAAUAGAAAGCCAAAUAACCCAAAACCUCUCCUGUUGCAGGAAACACUAAUGUAGCCUUAAAAGUCUUCAUUGGAAGCACUGUGGGAAAUAAUCCAGAAUGUCUUUCCUACUGAAGAGUGAAUUUGCAAAGUUGUCAGUUUAAAGGAGCAUUUUUAUUACAGAUGCCACAAAAGCGCAUUAUGGGAUAUACACACAGAAAAUGUUCAUUUUGAUGAUGGAUAAACAAGCAACUGCUAAAGUGUCUACCAUUUUAACCAUCGAUCCUGUUAAAGGACGUAUGAAGAAGAGGGAUAGAACAUUACAAGCUGCAAAAGUGAACACUUCUCUAGCAUCUAAAAUCAAAACUAAAUUAAUAAAUAACUCAUCUAUUUUUAAAGUGUCUUUAAAACAAAAUAAUAAAGCAUUAGCUCUGGCUUUGAGUGUAGAGAAAGAAAAUUCUCGGAAGCUAAAGAAUGAGAAGAUUUUUCUUCAGAAAGAAGUGGAAGAGCUGCAGUUUCAUAAUAUUUUGCUUCGUCAAAAACUAAACUGUUUGAAUAAAACUCUUAUAGAAAUAGAAGCUUUUUUGAGUAAUAACCUCUUAACGGCAAUAGAAAUAAGCAGUCUUUCUCAGAACCUUCAGAGUUCUCUUCCCCUGUCAGAUGGUCCAAGCAGCUGUAGUGACAACCAAUUCAGGAGUACAUAUCUAUCAGCUAGAUCUCUGGAACUGCCAGUGAAGCUUCCUUUAACUGCACCAUCUAAUGCAAAACAGCAGGAUAGCCCAUCUGUAUGUGAAGUACUAAAUUCUUGUAAAAGUACCACUAUUUUGUCAAAGGAAGUACACUCAGAUAAACUCAGGUUUGCAUUAUCAUUGCCUUCUGAUAAAAAUAAUCAAAAGUCAAAUGAAAUAGACCAGGUGGAAGCAACUGUUGACACAAAUACAUUUUUAAAAGAAAAUCAGUUACGUACAGAACUAAAGUGCAACAGUGUCUUCCUGACUCAUGUCAAUAAUGCACAAUAUCAGAGACAGUCCGAGGAGCUUACAAAACAGUAUACUGGUAGUUCAUUGCCAUUCUGUGGAAACGUAACUGAAAGAAAGAAACAUACAGCACAUGAUAAGUCAAAAACUCAACAUAAUAUAAAGGAUUUUGAUAAAAAAUGCAGCUCAAAUAGUCUGCUUCAUUGUGGUAUUAAUAGCAGCAGCAACACCAAUGACAUGAGCUGUCACGCAAGAUCCAGUGACUUGUCUCACAGUAUUCCUUCACCUCUUCAGCUUAGCAGUGAAUGUAACAUAGAUUUUAAGAUUUCUGUGGACAAGAUUAAACCUGAAGAAACUGUUUAUGAUGCCGAUAUGGAGUUGACUGCUAGUGAUGUAGGUGAACUACUCACAGUUACAUCAAAAGAUAAACUGCACCAAAAUAAAAAUAGUAAUGCCAAUUCUGGUGAAACAUCAGCAAAUUUCAGAAGAGUAAAAUAUUCUAAGGAGAAAACUAAAAGCAAGCCUAAAGUAAGUUCAGAUUUUUAUGCAGAAGAAACUUGCUCUAAGGCUAACAGUAGUACAGAUUCAAAAACUAACGACUUGGCAACUCAAAUGUUCCAAAACCAGACAGAACAGCUACCUACAGGGAAUUCUUUAGAGAAACAGAGUUUAAAGAAUACCAGCAAAUAUUAUCAAGCACAGGAUUGUCCAAGUAAAGCUAAAGAUACUAGGAGGACAUACCUGGUUAACCUAGUGAGUCCAAGGAAACAAGAACAGGAGACAAAUCAAGACACUUGUCCAGAAAGGUCUGAAGAUAUGGAAAACAAAAUACAAGAAGCAGACUCUAACUCACCUAAUAAUAAGAUCCCACCUGAAAUUUAUUGUGCUGAAAGUUUUCCAUUCAAGGAUAACACCUCUAAUGCAUUGUCUUUACAGCAGGACUUUCUACAUACAAAUGAGAAACAUAUCAACCCAGAAAUGAACAGGAAAGCCUUUCAGAACCCUUCUAAAAAGAAGGCAACAAAACAUUUUAGAGAGGAAAAUGGACAGUAUAGAGAAUAUGGUUCAAAAAAGUCUCAAACAGAGAUAAGCCAACAUGAGUGGAAGAGAAAAGAGCAGAAGAAUAUUAUAAAGAAUAAAUACAACCGAAAAAGUAGUCACAGACAAAGUGGAGAAACUGAAAGUGACAGUGUUCAUAAAAUUAUUCAGAAAAUAGACCGAAGGAGUAAUAAAGUUUCACCAGGCAGAUUAAAACGUACAUUGGCAAAAGCUAGCCGGAAAGCGUGUAUAAUACCAACAGAAAACCUUAGGCAAUUCACACUGCUUAGAAAUGAAGGGUUAAAAAAUAAAAAUGUAUUGCACACAGAUGUUAUCCAUGGAAAUAAAAUAGCUAAAAUGCAGCAAAUACAAGGAGCUUUAGAUUUUCAGAAUGGUGAAGCUAUGAAUGCACUGCAAGCUAGUUCCUCCACAAAGCAAGUGGUUGAUAACAAUACUGACACGUUAAAGAAAGAGGUAGAUUCCUCAUCAGGGGCACAUAGAAAGCCUAACCUUAUUAAUUCUCCUGAUGAUCAGGUAAAGAAUAAAGGGAGCUUUAUUUCUGAUUUUACUGAGAUCAGACCAGAAAAAAAGGUUUUCGGGCAUAUUGACCAGGGGAAGCAGAAUAUUUUGGACAACCAGAAAGUCCCGCCUGAGACAGGUUCCUUUAAGAGCAAGUUAAAGCCUACAGUUCAAAAAUCAGAAUUUUUGAAAUUCUUACCUGUAAACUGUUCUGAGAAUAUGCCAUUAAGUUCAGGUAGAUUUUUCCAGGAAGGUCUUCCCCAUGUGGAGCUCCCAGUUGUUGAUUACCUUAACGUUUCAGUUAACGUCUCUAGCCUGAAAAACUCUGAAUUCUGUGGAAAAAAUGAUCAUGCUAAAACACUGGAUGCUGAAAUAGCAGAGCAAAAACUGGAUCAUACUUACAAAGAAACUUAUAAACAGUCUCUGACACCUUGUCAUGGGAGAAAGGCUUUGCAGGAUCUGACAAAUACCACCAUACGUUCUCACGCUUCCUUACCUAAAUCUCCCAAAACUUUAGAAGAAAAUUUAGCAGCACGAGCUAGACGAAGAAGAACCAGUAUUUGCUACAAAGAACCCAAUCUAAACAGCAAGUUAAGGCGUGGAGAUCAGUUUACAGAUACAGAUUUUCUGGAUUCUCCGGUCUAUAAAGUAAAAAAUAAAAGAAGUUUUAAGAGUAAAUCAAAAUUUAUUUGAAGAA